Molecule: messenger RNA, 2085 nt
Organism: Plasmodium yoelii
Lineage: Eukaryota; Apicomplexa; Aconoidasida; Haemosporida; Plasmodiidae
Product: dynein intermediate light chain, putative
Exons: 1
Coding region: 1-2085 (694 amino acids)
Biological process (GO): microtubule-based movement; microtubule cytoskeleton organization
Cellular component (GO): cytoplasmic dynein complex; centrosome
Molecular function (GO): dynein heavy chain binding
Source: RefSeq, a predicted model, not a curated record
AUGAAGAAAGAAAUGUCUAACACUUCUAACAAUUCAAACCACUCAGCUAGCUUUUUGAAAAGAGGAAGUACUGUUACAUUGUGGAAAAAAAAGGGAAAUGUAAAGGAGAUUCCAAAAGAUUCUGGAAAUGGAAGAGAAAUUCCAAAAGAUUCAGGAAAUGGAAGAGAAAUCCCAAAAGAUUCAGGAAAUGGAAGAGAAAUCCCAAAAGAUUCAGGAAAUAAAAAAGAAAAUUUGUUUAAUAAAAAAAAUAAUAUAAAUAUGGUCAAGGGAAGUAGUGCAAAUAUAUUAGCUACUUCAAAAUUAAAGAAUGAUGAUAAUUUUAAAAAUAAAAAAAAACAAAAAGACAAUAAAAAUGGUAGCCAGGUUAUUAGUAAAAAGCUGACCAUGCAAGAGAGCCAAGUGGAAAAUGAAGUGAGAAAUGAAGUGGGAAAUGAAGUGGAAAAUGAAGUGAGAAAUGAAGUGGAAAAUGAAGUGGAAAAUGAAGUGAGAAAUGAAGUGGAAAAUGAAGUGGGAAAUGAAGUGAGAAAUGAGGUGAGAAAUGAGGUGAGGAAUGAAGUAGAGAGUGGAGUACCAAUUGAAGUGGAAAGUUCAGGGUUUAACAAUGGCAAGGUAAAUAUUUUUUUGAAAAAUGAAAUCAAGUUUGAAAAUGCAGAAAAUUCAGAAAAAAAAAAUGGCGAAGAAGGAAUAAAAGAUGAACAGAGUAGUGUAUAUAAAAAAAUAUUAAAAAAAUUAAAUAUAGAUAAAAAUGAACAAGUUGAAAGUAGUCAUAUAAUAAUUUUAGGAAAUAAAGAUGUGGGAAAAUCUUCAUUAUUAAAAGCAUUGCAAAAAAUAGCAUUAGAAAAUGAUGGAGAAUAUUUAGACUUAUUAUAUAGAAGUGAAAUAAGAGUAUUGCCUUUUGAUUAUGGAUGUUUAAAUAUAAAAAAUUUCGAAGAUGAUAAAAAAAUACAUGAUACACAAGGUAAUAGUCAUGUUUGGAUUUUACAACAUCCUUUUUAUACUAGUUUGUUAAUUAAAAAUCUUAAAAAAAUUCAAAAUAUAAAAAAAAUUAUUAUAUUAAUUUGUACUGAUUUAUAUAAACCAUAUAAUAUAAUUUCUGAAAUAAAUACUUGGGUUGAUGUUAUGCAUAAAAUUUAUGAGGAAUUGUAUUCAAAUUAUGAUAUAGAUAUUGUUAGUGGGUUAAAAGAUGAAUUAGAAAAAUAUAUAUAUAAUUACAAACAAGGAAAAAAUUGUGAAAAAAAAGAGAAUCGAGAAAUUGAUGUAUAUUCGGGUUUAGAACAAAAUAUAGACAAUGUAAAAAAUGAAGAAAAUCAAAAAAAAUUAAUAAAAAUAAAUUUAUCUUUUCCAAUAAUUUUUGUGAUAUGUAAAUCGGAUGGAUAUGAAAUAUUAAAUAAUAGAACCUAUCAAGGAUAUAUAGAUGUAAUCAUAUCUUAUUUAAGAAAUUUAGCUAUAAGUUAUCAAGGUGCAAUCAUAUUUUGUAAUACAAUAAAUAAAAAUGAAUUAAUUAAUAUAGAACUUUUAUAUAAAUAUAUAAUGCAUAGAUUAUAUGAUUUCCCAUUUAAAGAAAAUGAAAUAUUAGAUUGUUAUGAAAAAAUAUUUAUACCAUCAGGAUAUGAUGAUGAAAAAUUAAUAAAUAAAUCAAUUAAAAAUACUUUUGUUGGAAAUUUUAACAAACCAUAUGAUUCUAUUAUUAUUAAACCAAUGACAAAUAAAACAAUUGUUGCUGAACAUAGUCAAAAUAUAGUUCCUGCAAUUUAUUAUAACGAUUUUUUAUCUAGUAUAUCUACAAACCCUUCUAAUGAUAACAUAGAAAAUGAAUAUAUAAAAAAAGACAUGAAUUCUAUUGAUAUUGAUAAUAGUGCAUUAUCAAAUGGAGUGAGAAAUACAGACAAAGGAAAUCGAAAUAAUAAUCUUGAUAAUAAUGAAAAUAAUAAUUAUAAUUCAACAAAUAAUGAAAAUAAUAAUGAUAAAAGCGAUAAAUUUUUGCAUAGUUUUUUUCAAAACCUUCUUGAAAAAGGAAGAUCGAAAUCUCCUAGUGUACCAGCUAUUGAUCCAUUAAUUUUAGAAAAAAAUAAAAUAGUAAAAUGA